UUUCCUCCUUAAACUUCUAUCUCGUGGGCAGAGGGACGCAGAGACAAGCCACGAACUCAGUAGGAUGCUAGAAAAAAAAAAAACAUGAACAAUUUAAGCGUAUAAAGGAACUAUUACGUGAUCUUUAAACUAAAGUAAAAUAAAUAAAUAAAUAAAUAACUAGAAAUAUUAUAGCCGCAACUGGACUCUGACGGGAGCGCGCGCAUGACCUAAAGAGCAACUAGGGGGAGUCAAUUGAGGGAUACGUAUACGCGUUUAGUACGGGUUUUUGUCUUUUUUUUGAGUUGUGUGUGAGAGGAAGAAGUGUGUUUAGAGACAGAGAGAGAGAGAGAGAGACUGAGAAGAGAUGGCGGGGUGUUGUUUGUCCGCGGAAGAGAAGGAGCGCCGGAGGAUCAAUCAGGAGAUUGACAAGCAGCUCCGGCGUGAUAAGAAUGACUCCAGGAAAGAGAUGAAGCUCUUGCUGCUGGGUACAGGUGAGAGCGGGAAGAGUACCUUUAUUAAACAGAUGCGUAUCAUUCACGGUGCCGGCUACACUGAGGAAGACAGGAAAACUUUCACAAAGCUGGUGUUCCAGAAUAUCAUCACAGCCAUGCAGUCCAUGAUCAGAGCUAUGGAGUCACUUUCAAUAGCACUGGGCAAUCCUGACAACCAGCCCAGUGCUGAUUUGCUGAUCGAGGUGGACGUCGAUAAGAUGAUGGAGUUGGAGGAAAGCUAUGUGGAAGCCAUCCGCUGCCUAUGGAAGGACCCAGGCAUCACUGAAUGUUACGACCGCCGCCGCGAAUACCAGCUAACUGACUCCGCCAAAUAUUACCUGAGUGAUCUGGAACGUAUUGCUGAUCCAGCAUAUGUCCCCACUGAGCAAGACAUCCUGAGGGUACGAGUGCCCACCACUGGUAUCAUCGAAUACCCGUUCGACCUGGAAAACGUCAUCUUCAGAAUGGUGGACGUGGGAGGACAGAGGUCUGAGCGCAGGAAGUGGAUCCACUGCUUUGAGAACGUCACCUCCAUUAUCUUCCUAGUGGCUCUGAGCGAAUACGAUCAAGUCCUGGUCGAGUGCGACAACGAGAACCGUAUGGAGGAGAGUAAAGCUCUGUUCAAGACUAUCAUCACAUACCCAUGGUUCCAGCAGUCCUCAGUCAUCCUCUUCCUUAAUAAAACGGACAUUCUGAAGGAGAAGAUCGGCUAUUCCCACCUAGCCACUUACUUUCCAGAGUUCACAGGCCCUCAGGGUGACCCGAAAGCAGCACAGGAGUUUAUUCUGCAGAUGUACCAGGACCAGAACCCCGACAAAGAGAAGACCGUCUACUCCCACUUCACGUGCGCCACAGACACCGAGAACAUCCGUCUGAUCUUCGCCGCGGUGAAGGACACCAUCCUGAGAAGCAACCUGAAAGAUUUCAAUCUAGUUUAAAGCAGGCUUUGAGCCUGAAUUCAGAACCAGGCCUUAUCCGCUUCCUCUUUGACCUUCCUCUUUGACAGAACUUCCUUCACACGUUCUCUCGGGUCUCUAUUCUGGAUGGCAAAAAGAUCCUCCGGAAGUGUUUUAGUGAAAGGACUCGGGAACUGAAUUGGGAUUGGAGAUACGGGUUCACGCUUCACUGUGGCCUUAUUCUGAGUCUGAAGGAGCGGUUCGUUUCUUUUUGGAUCUUCUUCUGAGGCUGUAACACACUAAAUAGAGGAAAGUAAUUCAGUUGUAGCUGCCGAAGGUUGAGUUGCUGAAUAGUGGUGAUUUUGGGAAAGGGAACGAUGUUUAAGAUUUUCUGUGUAUCUAAUAUAAGGGCAUUAUUUUCUGAAUGUCAAAAAAAAAAAGAUUUACCUUUACUGUACAUAUACGGUAAUGCUUACAAAUGAGCAGAAUUACAGAAGUGCAAAGGGUUUACAUUUUAGCAAUAUGCACAGACAGAGAAACUUUUAAACCUUCCCUGUGCCUUAGCUUAGUUGCACUUGCCUUCAGUCGGAUUGUGAAAGGUCAACUGUAUGCUAUUUAUUUUUAGUUUUAAACAAUACACAUUUCUUUCAAAUAAAACUCGCACUGUUUUCCUCCUCUCACGAUGCAACUUUAAUUGCAGUUAAGAGCGCUUUUGAGAAUGUCUGAGAAAGUAAAACCGUCUUUACUACCUUUGACGACAUUUGUUGAUGUACAAAAUGUGUAGUUAAUGUAUUUUGUUCCACAGAUUUAUCUUCUCUGUAUUUAAAACAAAUGUUCUAUUUAGGCCAAAUAAAUAAAUAAAUAAAUCAAUAUGAAAUACCUUGUACUCUCAAACUAUGUCUUAAU
Messenger RNA from Hemibagrus wyckioides, 2275 nucleotides. RefSeq names its product guanine nucleotide binding protein (G protein), alpha 14a (gene gna14a). The transcript is spliced from 7 exons. The coding region runs from base 347 to 1411 and encodes 354 amino acids. Lineage: Eukaryota; Metazoa; Chordata; Actinopteri; Siluriformes; Bagridae. Gene Ontology annotation, biological process: adenylate cyclase-modulating G protein-coupled receptor signaling pathway; phospholipase C-activating dopamine receptor signaling pathway; action potential. Gene Ontology annotation, cellular component: heterotrimeric G-protein complex. Gene Ontology annotation, molecular function: GTPase activator activity; guanyl nucleotide binding; G-protein beta/gamma-subunit complex binding. The record is from RefSeq and is a predicted model, not a curated record.